CGGGAUACCACUGAUCCAACCCCCCGAUCACCCGGCCUCCCCCUUCCCUGGUGCCUGCAGAUCAAUGUUUUCUACCGGACAGCAAAGAAUUCGGCGUAAUCUGGCGUAUAGCCUCCAGCUCUAAUCCCUCCUCAUGACCCAAACUCCGCAGAUCACCCCAGAACAACCAAGUAGACCUCCACAACUAGAGCCCUAGUAUAGCCUCACUCACCCCACAAAUCCGAAACCAAGGAACCAAAACCCCCAGCCCAUAACCAACCAUGGACCUCCCCCUCCCCUUCAUCUUCGUGGACGGGGUAAGCAACGUCCGCACCCUAGGCGGCUACCCAACCCCCGAAUGCAACGAACCCCUCUCCAUCUCCACCCGCCAAGACUUCUUCUACCGCUGCGCCGACCUCAUCAAAGUCACCGACGCCGGACGCGCAACCCUCCAAUCCCUGGGAAUAACCGCCGUAUAUGACCUCCGCUCCCUGGACGAGGGCAAAAAGGCCCAAGACGCACACGGCCGCGCCGUGAUCACGGACCUAACCAACUCACCUCUGGGUCCCAAUAUCACGCGGCACGAAACCCCCAUCUUCGCCCAUGAGAAUUGGAGCCCCGAGGCCGCUGGCAUGCGGUAUCUUCGGUAUGCCCAACGGGAUGCCCCGCCUGGAGCCGGGUACGCGGAGGCGUACCGUGAGAUGCUGGAGCGGGGACAUGGGGCUAUCCGGAGGGUGCUCUUGCAUGUUCGGGAUCGGGCAGGGGAGCCGUUUGCUGUUCAUUGUAGUGCGGGUAAGGAUCGGACGGGGGUGGUCGUGGCCGUACUGAUGAAGUUGGCGGGUUGCGAGGAUGAGGUGGUGGCGCGGGAGUAUGCGUUGACGGAGGUAGGGUUGGGGUCUCGCAAGGCGUUUAUUGUGAAGUAUUUGUUAAGCAAGCCUGAGAUGCAAGGGUCGCAGGAGUUGGCGGAGAUGGUUGCUGGGGCGCCGUUUGAGAAUAUGUGGGAGACGCUGCAGAUGGUGAGGAGGGAUUAUGGGGGUAUGAGUGAGUACGUGAGGCGGUUUUGUGGGUUGACUGAGUCGGAUAUAGCUGUUAUACGGCGGAAUUUGACUUGCUCGGAUGCUCCUAGUCCUUGGGGAGAUGCUAUUUAGAUUUAACUAUGUUUUAUAACAUGAUCUGUGGAUAAAUGGUCCAUUUGUAUCCA
This is a messenger RNA of Aspergillus alliaceus, 1180 nucleotides long. RefSeq names its product tyrosine-protein phosphatase. Gene Ontology annotation, biological process: dephosphorylation. Gene Ontology annotation, molecular function: phosphoprotein phosphatase activity. Lineage: Eukaryota; Fungi; Ascomycota; Eurotiomycetes; Eurotiales; Aspergillaceae. Bases 261 to 1127 code for a protein of 288 amino acids. The transcript has a single exon. The record is from RefSeq and is a predicted model, not a curated record.